GAAGAAGAAGAAGAGGAGGAUCAGAUCGACGCGACAGACAGACAGACAUGUCUCUGCUGACUGAAGAUGCCCAGGGCCCGACAGGAAGUACCAAGAUGGAGGAUGAGACGGUGAGGUCGGCCAUCAUGGAGCCGAACACGCUGCAGUGGCCCGGAGACAGACAGACAGGUGGACAGACAGGUAGAGGAGACAGGAUGAGUGUGAGGUCAGACGUGUCUCUUCGAGAGGCAGCGAGUUGGACAGAAAGCGAGAGAGGACUGAUGGCAGAGAGGGAGGGGGCGGGGCCAAAGACUCACCUGGAGGCGGAGCCUGUAGAGAACCACCUGCCGGAGAAAGCCGCUCAGGUGUUCAGCCCCGCGGUCACCGUCCUCUACUCCCCGUCCUCGCCCAGGGACAGCGAGGCAUUCUGGGAAAUGGAGUCGGAGAAGAGUCCCUUCCUGGGUCCCCAGGGAGACCCACAGGACUACAACCAAGAUGGCUACCAGUACGAGUGGCCCGUGGACACGCCCCCUAACGCAUGUGGGCGGGGCUGUCCCAGCCGUGAUGUCCUGAAGGUGGGCGUGUCCCUGAUGACAUCACUGCUGUUCUUCCCCCUCCUGGUAUGGGGGGGUUUUGUCUUCCUCCCGUUCGACGCCCCCUUGCUGGACGGCCCCGCCCUCAGACUUGUGUACACGCUGCGCUGCUCCGUGUUCGCCGCCGCGCCCGUCGUCCUCGGUUGGCUGGUCCUCGGCGUUAGUCGUCUCCGGGCCGGAGCGUUCCGCCCUCUGUUAGAUGACGACGAGAAGGAGGCGGAGCUUCACGAGGUCGCCGUCCAUCGACGCUUCGUCUCUGACUCCGCCUCCUUGUUCCUGAUCUACUUCCUGCAGCUGGUCGUCAUGGCGAUGUACCUCAGCCAGGAGCAACUGAAGCUCGUCCCUCUGAUGACGGUUGUGUUCGCCCUGGGGAGGCUGGUUUACUGGGUGGCUGCAGCGUUCAGCAGCAGUAUCCGGGGCUUCGGGUUCGGACUCUCCUUCCUGCCGAGUGUCGCCAUGAUGGCGGCUAACUUCUACUUCAUCUUCACUGUUGAGGCGUCGGGCUCCGUCUUCAGCCGCCCGUCUCCUCCCGAGGAGGUGCUGACUCCCACCAUUGGCAAACAGAGGUUCUGGGGAUGAGAGCUGAUCACUAAACGAUAAACUUCCUCAGAAUUAAAUAUUUCUCAUCAACUUUAUUUUUUAAAAAUUUAAAACAGAAAAAACUAAGAAAAUAAAAAUGUUUGUUCUUUGAUAAACUUAUAUUCUUAUGAAAUGUUUAAAGAGAAAUGACCCCAGCUGGUCAUUGUAUAGCCCUGCCCACUCGUUUCUGUUUUGUCUUUAUGAAGCAGUUUGUCAAAACUUCCUGUUUGUUCAUGACUUCCUGUUUAUGUUCACG
Messenger RNA from Anarrhichthys ocellatus (wolf-eel), 1407 nucleotides. RefSeq names its product transmembrane protein 79-like. Gene Ontology annotation, biological process: regulated exocytosis. The coding region runs from base 48 to 1151 and encodes 367 amino acids. The transcript is spliced from 5 exons. Gene Ontology annotation, cellular component: lysosomal membrane; trans-Golgi network membrane. NCBI's taxonomy places the organism in Eukaryota, Metazoa, Chordata, Actinopteri, Perciformes, Anarhichadidae. The record is from RefSeq and is a predicted model, not a curated record.